UUUAACCCUUUACAAUAGUUUUACGCGCUACUUUGAGAUGUUCACUUCAUUUUUUCGGUAUUUUUAAUUAAUAAUGAGCGGAAAAGGGAAAUAUCUUCCUAAAUCGCAACUUUACGACACCCAGUAUAGUACAGUUCAGUAUUAUAAUAAGUCUUUAGAAGAUUUAUAUGAAUCUUUGAAAGAAAAAAAACUUGCUGAUAAGAGAAAACAGAAGGAACUUGAGAAGGAAAAUAGAUUGGAACUGUAUAGUAGCAGGGGGAGAUGUCAAAGAUUUUAUCUAUCACUAUGGCAAAAUACAUUUGGGCACUUUGGCGAGGACUGGAUAUUUCUGGCUUUUUUGGGCAUCUCUGUAGCUAUAAUAAGUUAUAGUAUUGAUCAAGGAGUUAUAGCUUGUUCCAAAGCUAAGGCCUUGUUAUACGCAAACGCAGUGAACAUUGGGUUUGUGAAAUGGUUAGCUUGGGUAUGUCUUCCUGUUAUACUUAUUCUAUGGGAUGUAGGAUUCAUAGCUAUCAUUGCACCUAAAGCCGUAGGCUCGGGCGUGCCUCAAAUCAAAACUUGCCUCCGAGGAGUUUACCUGAAAGAAUUCCUAAGUUUCAAGGUGCUGAUAGCUAAAUGGACGGGCAUAAUAGCCACCAUUGGGAGCGGACUUCCGAUGGGCAAGGAAGGUCCUCUUAUCCAGAUGGCCAGUAUAAUCGUGACCAAGAUCAGCAAAUACUUGUCGAAUUUUAAAAGCGUUUACUUGAACGAAAACAAGAAAAUCGAACUGAUUGGUGCAGCGUAUGCUGCGGGAGUGGCAUGCACGUUCAAUGCUCCAAUUGGAGGGGUACUGUUCAGCGUGGAAAUAUCGACGGCGUACUAUGCUGUUAGAAAUUACUGGAGAGGUUUUUUUGCAGCUGUUUGGGGAGCUACAUUUUACAGGUUAUUAUACGUGUGGAUUGACGGUCUGGAUACAAUAAGGGUGGUUUUUCCCACGAGUUUUCCCACUGAUUUUCCCUACGAUCCCACAGAGUUACUAGCCUUUGCCAUAUUGGGAAUCAUAUGCGGGCUAGGUGGCUCAUUUUACAUAUUUUGUCAAAGAGCAAUCAACAGAUUCACGAAAACCAACAAAUAUAUACUGUGGGUUAAAAAUAAAAACCGAUUCGUAUAUCCGUUUAUAAUAAUUUUGGCAGUUUCUUCCAUGACAUAUCCCCCGGGAUUAGGUCAAUUUAUUGCUUCAACUCUAGCACCGAAACUGCAAGUUGUUCAGCUUUUUUCAAACUUCGCAUGGACUCAAGGGAACCACACUGUGGCCCAACAGCAAAUUAUAAGCAACUGGAGUACGGAUAAGACUGACAUUUAUGCAAAUUUGGUCGUGUUUUUUUGGUACCAGUUUAUUGCUUCGAUCCUCGGUACUACCCUACCUAUUCCAAACGGAGCAUUUAUCCCGAACUUCAGAAGUGGAGCAGCUCUAGGUAGAAUUAUUGGAGAACUUAUGGCCACAUGGUUUCCCCAAGGUAUACAAACGACUGGGAAAAUCUCAAAAAUCAUGCCAGGAGCGUACGCCACUGUAGGGGCCGCGGCGUACAGUGGCGCCGUCACUCACACGCUAUCCACCAGCGUGAUUUUGUUCGAAAUGACGUCACAAAUUCGUUACGUUAUUCCUGUACUUAUUUCGAAUCUCAUUGCGAACGGUAUAGCCAGGCUGUUUACUCCUAGUAUAUAUGACGUGGGUAUAGGUAUGGGAAAACUGCCGUAUUUGCCAGACUUGUUGCCUAGCAGUAGUGCAAUAUAUCGAAUAUUUGUGGAGGACUUCAUGAUCAGAGACGUGAAAUUCGUACACUUAGGGAUGACCUACACCAAACUAAAAGACGUAUUGAAAGCGAAUAAAAAUAUAAAAGUAUUUCCAUUGGUUGAUAACGUCCACAAUAUGAUUCUAUUGGGCAGUGUAUCCAGAAGUGACUUGAUCAAUUUAAUAGAGCAGCAAAUUGGUCCUAAAAAACGGCUAGAACUUGUUGAAAGUAGGCCAGACGAUAAGAAAAUUAGUAGUAUCGAAGAUGUCCGGCAGAAAAUCUUUGACAAAUACAACGUGAGCAAACAAUUCGGAUCUCAAACCAAAAUGACAGAUGGUCAGGUUCUGGUUCAAAGAGUGUGCGAUCUACCGAGGUUUCUACAGAAAGAAUGGGAAGAAAACCAACUUAACGAAUCAAUCGAUUUUACUUUGUGCCAUGUGGAUCCAGCACCGUUCCAGCUUGUGGAACACACCUCUUUGCUCAAAGUUCAUUCCUUGUUCUCAAUGAUGUCCAUCAAUACAGCGUAUGUAACGAACAUAGGAAAACUGGUAGGGGUUGUAGGUCUGAAGGACUUGAGGAAAGCUAUCGAAGAUGCCAAUGCUGGGAUUCUACCAAUGGAGAGAUUUGGUAGAACUCAAGAUGAUAAGGAUGGUGAAAGUAUGCCACUCGUUCAGAAGAAAAUAUAAAAAAAACGGAUUUUAAAGUUCUAUUUUGAAGAAGGAAUAAAAAAGUCAAUAGUUUUUAUGGAGUAUACAACAUACUUAUUAACAUUAGCAUUAUCUUUAAAGAUUAUACAGGGUGAGUCUUAAAUAAGUGCAAAUAUUUUAAGGGUAGAAUAUUUCGACCCCAGAAACACGAU
Molecule: messenger RNA, 2628 nt
Organism: Sitophilus oryzae (rice weevil)
Lineage: Eukaryota; Metazoa; Arthropoda; Insecta; Coleoptera; Curculionidae
Product: chloride channel protein 2-like
Exons: 14
Coding region: 74-2455 (793 amino acids)
Biological process (GO): transmembrane transport; chloride transport
Cellular component (GO): membrane
Molecular function (GO): voltage-gated chloride channel activity
Source: RefSeq, a predicted model, not a curated record